GAUAACGCCGAGACGUCAUACAAUAUUCUCUCUUCUAAAAAUAUCUAUUAACAUUUUGAGGUCAACAACAACACAGUUCAUUUUCAUCGGUUUACUACAUGUGUAAUGUAACAUAACCUCAAAAAAUGUAUUCUAAAUUUUAUGUAAAAAACGCCAACCUAUUCAAUCAGAUUAAAAGACUCACUCAAAUUUCUUCAAGAUCUUACCAAAGUGAAAGCGUAUUCGGGUUUAGAAGAAAGAAAAAGGAGGAAUACGAAGUUCCUGUUGAAAUUCAAACUGCUCGCAAUCAAAGUGGAAAUUUUUAUAGAUUAGUACAAGCGUAUCGAAAACAUGCUCAUAAAAUAGCGGAAACGAACCCUAUUUGUUUAGAAAAAACAAUCAGCAUUCCAGAUCUUAAUCCAUUAAAAUACGGCCUUCAAAAUUCCGAUAAAGUAUCUUUUAAAGGUAUUAUAAACACCGAUAAAUUAGAAGGAUCGGUUACAGAAGCUUUGGAAUUACUAAAUUCAAUUUAUUCGAAUAAUAUUGGGGUUGAAUUUGAUUAUUUAGAGACGGAACACGAAAGAGAAUGGUUUGCAAACGCGUACGAAAACAUGAUGCAAAAACAACUUUCAAACGAAACAAGGAUACAAAUUGCGAAAGACAUCUUAAAAUCCCAAGUUUUCGAUCAAUUUAUGGCGGCUAAAUUCGUCAGCGUUAAAAGAUAUGGCGGGGAAGGAGCCGAAAGCAUGAUGGCAUUUUUUAGUGAAUUUUUUAAACUCUCAGUAAAUGAUGGAUUACAACAAAUUGUGGUUGGUAUGCCACAUAGAGGAAGACUUAACUUUUUAACUGGUUUACUCGAUUUUCCACCUAUUAAAAUAUUUGCUAAAUUAAAAGGUAAACCAGAUUUUCCGACAAAAUAUGAAGCAACAGGGGACGUUUUAAGUCAUUUUAUAUCAUCCGUUGAUAUUAACGUCGAUAACAAACCAUUACACGUCUCCAUUCUGUACAAUCCAUCUCAUUUAGAAGCUGUUAACCCAGUUUCAAUGGGAAAAACUCGAGCAAAGCAACUAAUGGUAAAAGAUGGUGAUUAUUCGCAAGAAAAUAAUAGAUGGAGUGAUAAAAUUUUAAAUCUUCAGGUUCAUGGAGAUGCUGCGUUAUCCGGACAAGGAGUUAAUCAAGAAUGUUUAGAAAUGUCCUCAGUUCCUCAUUUUGAAAUAGGAGGUAGUGUUCAUUUAGUCGUAAAUAAUCAAGUUGGAUACACAACCCCUGGAGAUCGAGGAAGAUCAUCAAGGUACUGCACGGAUUUGGCUAAGAUAAUUUCGGCUCCUGUUUUACAUGUUUGUGGAGAUAAUCCAGAGAUGGUUUUGAAAGCUACAAGAAUAGCAUUUGAUUAUCAAAGAAAAUUUCGAAAAGAUGUUUUUAUAGACAUGCAUUGUUACAGACAGUGGGGACAUAAUGAAUUAGAUGAUCCAACAUUUACAAAUCCUGCUAUUUACAAAAUUAUUCGUGCUCAAAAAACGGUACCUGAUCGUUAUGCUGAAAAAUUGGUACAAGAAAAUGUUUGGACAAAAGAUAAUUGGGAUAAAGUCGUUUCAGAACAUAGGGAUUUUUUGAAUGAAGAACUCAAAAAAGUUGAUCAAUUCGAACCUGAUGAACCGUGUUUUCAAAGACAAUGGCAAGGAUACGAUCAAGCACAAAAUUCUAUAACUAAAUGGAAUACGGGAGUGCAUCCAGAGAUUUUAAAAUAUGUUGGAGUUAAAUCAGUUACUUACCCAAAGGAUUUUAAUAUUCACCCAAAUCUUUUGAAACAUCACGUAACUAAUAGAUUAAGAACAAUUAACGAUGGGUUUAAUUUGGAUUGGUCAACUGCUGAAGCACUGGCAAUUGGAUCACUUUUAUAUCAAGGAUAUAAUGUUCGAAUAAGUGGACAAGAUGUUGGCCGUGGAACCUUCUCUCAAAGACAUGCUAUGUUGGUAGACCAAGCGACGAAUAAUACUUACAUUCCAUUAAAUGACAUGGAUUCCGAGCAAAGUGGCUUUUUUGAAAUUGCAAAUAGUAUCUUAUCAGAANGAAGUCAUUUCAUCUGGUCAUAA
Molecule: messenger RNA, 2072 nt
Organism: Onthophagus taurus
Lineage: Eukaryota; Metazoa; Arthropoda; Insecta; Coleoptera; Scarabaeidae
Source: RefSeq, a predicted model, not a curated record